This is a messenger RNA of Amaranthus tricolor (Joseph's coat), 3038 nucleotides long. Its product is annotated as G-patch and R3H domain-containing protein C30B4.02c. Lineage: Eukaryota; Viridiplantae; Streptophyta; Magnoliopsida; Caryophyllales; Amaranthaceae. The record is from RefSeq and is a predicted model, not a curated record. Bases 169 to 2577 code for a protein of 802 amino acids. Gene Ontology annotation, molecular function: nucleic acid binding. The transcript has 8 exons.
CGAUAUUCCAUUUGGGCUUUAGCCUUUACCCUCGAAGGUAAGAUACGUAGCUCUUAUUCCCAAGUAAUUCCAUAAUUACCUUCUCAUCAACAUUCAACCCCAAUUUAAUCACCUCGGAAUCUCGACAGAGACUCACUGAGUCACUUCAAUCAUCGGUGCAACCUUCAAAUGGGCGGUGGAAAAAGGAAACCAACAAAUAAAUCGAGGCCUCGAGGCCAGAGGCAACCACAAUCCCUCUUUAUUGAUUGUGGAAUCUUGUCUGACUUUGAUUCCCCAUCUUCAUCUUCUUCUCGUCGAGGUAAAACGGGGAAUUUGAAAUGUGGGAAUUCUGCAACUGGGUCCAAUUCUAAUUUCAACACUGGUGUUAAAAAAUCUUCUGCUAAUUAUUUUCGUUAUGACUACCCUUCUAUUGAUUUCAAGGAUGUUGUGCAGUCCGAACCUCCAAAAGGAGAAAAGAAUGGUGAGGGUAGUUCAGUAGCGUUGCAGCCAGUAAUCUUGUUAGGUUCAAAAGAUAGCAAGAUUGUUUCUUUUGAAGACCCAAUACCGUCGAUGGAGCCUUCUAAGGUGGAAUAUUAUUAUGAAUAUAGUUCUGGUUUUGUAUUGGGAGAGAGUUCUCAUGGUGAAUUGGGGUUCUCUGAUGAACCAGAGGAAACUCUUGGUGUUACAGAAUUGUCAUCAGGUAUAUUGGUUGAUGAGGAAGAACAGUUGCAUAGAGGAUUGGGGUUUUCUGAGCAGUUAAAAGUUUCUGAUAAUGGAGGGUUAUUGUCAUCAACAAUUGUGCAAGAGCCAUUAGAGCUGUUUGAUAAAUCCUCGACUCAUGGCAUGGAAGAGGAGGUGGAGGAUGGUGAGGGUUCUAUGAAUGAAGAAGAUAACAUUGUGGACGAAGACGAAGAUGAAGAUGAAGAUGAAGAUGAAGAUGAAGAUGAAGAUGAAGGUGGAGAUGGAGAUGGGGAUGAGGAUAGUUCAUGUUUGCUUCAUAAAUUUCCAGUGAAGACUUCAUCUCGUAAAAAGAAUUCUGCAUUUGUGUCAAUUGGAGGUGUGAGAUUGUACACCCAAGAUUUAUCUGACGAGGAGGAGGGGGAAGAAGCGGAAGAUUGUUUUGAAGAGGGGAGCUCUUCUGAAUCAUUUGAGAGCGAUAACUCUGAAGAUAGCUCGGAAUUUGAAUCUGAUAUUGAUGAAGAUGUAAUGGAGGAUUACUUGGAUGGAUGUGGAGGGGUAAAUGAAAUUUUAAAAUCCAAUUGGUUGGCUUUACAGCAUAUUGAUGGUCAAGAGGAAGGAGAUGAUAGUGAUAAUGAUUCUAGCACUGAUGAAUACGGAGAGACUUUGAAGAAAUUGGGUGGUGUUGCUCUUGAAGAAGCGUCCAAAGAGUAUGGAAUGCAAAAACAGAAGUCAAAAAAGAAGCCUUCACCCAAGUCUAGCAAAUUAAAGUCUGCUGAAGGUGCUUGGUCUUCAACUUUGGAUGAUUUAAUGCUUGUUAAGGAUCCAAGACAACUUUCUGCUAAAAAGAAGCAUGCAGCUCAAUUUCCUCAAUCAUGGCCUUCUGGAGGUAGCAAAAAUAAAAAAUACGGGAGGUUUUCAGGUGAAAAGAAAAAACACAGAAAAGAAAUGAUUGCCCUAAAGCGCAGGGAGAGAUUGCUACGUCGUGGUGUUGAUCUUGUGGAAAUAAAUUCGAAGCUGAAGCAGAUGGUUUUGAAGAAUAUUGGCAUUCUAUCAUUCCCUCCCAUGCAUACACGGGAUUGUUCUCAGGUACAACGUCUAGCUGCAAUUUAUCGUUUAAGGAGUGACUGCCAAGGUUCUGGCAAGAAAAGGUUUGUAACACUAAGUCGAACACAACACACCAAUUUGCCAUCUGCGAUUGAUGAAAUACGACUGGAGAAGCUGAUUGGAUCGUGCAAGGAUGAUGUUGAUUUCCCAGUAGUUGAGACACCUCAAAGUGCCAGGAGUUCUGCUCGUAGAAAAUUAACCAAGAACUUGACGAACCAGCAAGGAAGCAGCAGAAAGAGUGAGAGGAGAAAUAGUGGGCAAAAGCCUGGAGCAUAUAAUCAACCAGUGUCAUUUGUCUCAAGUGGUCUAAUUCAAUCAGAGCCUGUCGAAUCCAGCCCUGUUGGAGCAAGUGAUGAUUUAAAUCAGAAAAGCAAAGCUGCAGACAAUACCUCAUCAAUGAUUGGUUCAUUUGAAGUUCAUACAAAAGGUUUUGGGUCAAAGAUGAUGGCUAAGAUGGGGUAUGUGGAAGGUGAAGGUUUGGGGAAAGAUGGCAAGGGAAUGUCAAGGCCUAUACAGGUGAUUCAACGACCUAAAUCUCUGGGAUUGGGAAUGUCUUUUGUUGAAAGCAGCAGUGAAACUGUGAAAGUAGCUACGACUCCUAAAAGAAGUGGUGCAUCAUCAUCAUCAUCAAGGAACUCUACUCCAAAUAUCGGUGCUUUUGAGAAACAUACUAAAGGGUUUGGAUCAAAGAUGAUGGCGAAGAUGGGAUUUGUUGAAGGAACAGGUUUGGGUAGAGAUUCUCAAGGUAUAGUUGCCCCGUUGGUGGCUGUCCGACGGCCCCGAGCUAGAGGUUUGGGUGCUGAAGGUAAAUGAUCAUUGAUCUAAUUUGCUACCUGUGUAUAAAUGAUCAUUGGUUUAGCUCUCCAGUUUGCUGCUGUAUUUGAAGAUAAUAGGGUAACCUCAACGCACGAGUUGUUUAACAGUGGAGUACCUUAGGUUCAUGAAUGUAUUGUUUGGUUUAUGGUAUUCGAAGCAUGGAGAAAAGCAAUGCAUAUUUAUGUACUUUACGCUUAUUAUUCUUUUAGAGGUAAGUUGGAGACCUCGGCUCUCAUAUGAGCCAUAGCUGAACUGUCACUGUAAAAUUUAUGGUGUCCUUACCAGAAACAUGUUAUUUACAGAUGUUUUAAGUAAUUUGUAUUGUAGCUAUGGAAUAGCUUGUUGUUCACAAGUAUUAUGCCAAACUGCAAUUGUCAAACAUAUAUGUAAGUGAUUCCCAAAACGAGGUAAAUGAGAGACAACAGCAGCACGCCAUGAAUAAUCUCUAUUGACAUGUA